GAGACUGAGUGCUUUACAAACACUAAGUAACAGAAUAACACAUUCAAACUCAUUGAUGGAGCCAAAUGUCACGUGACUCAUUUAUAUUAUUCCAUUUAAACCGUCACAAAUAUUAAAGUUUAUGAAUCACGGAUUAGAAACAAAUAAGCUUCACCCGUCCUGCUAAGCACCGCCCUUCCUGCUUACGUCAUCGGAGAAGCCACCAGUCAGACCACGGGGAGCGAGUGAAGCGAGCGAGGCGGAAGUGUGUUCACCUGCGGAAGAGAGGACGGAAAGAGGCUCGUGCAGUGAUGAAGAAGACGAUGACGGUGUCCUCUCUGCCGUAGUAUCCAUCCUCUCGGUGUCUCUCAGCAUCAGGAUGCAGAUCCUGGUGGUGAAGCUGCUCGGCCUGCUGGGAUUGUUCGGACUCAUGCUCACAGGAGUUCUGGUCCCAGUUCGCCUCCUGCUGGUCGACUAUGACAAGGCGCACAGGUACAGGAGAGCGUUGUCUCUCUGCAACUCGUUUGGUGGAGGCGUGUUCCUCGCCACGUGCUUCAACGCUCUGCUGCCCGCCGUCAGAGACAAGGUGGGCGAUGUGUUCCAGCAGCUGAAGAUCACCAGUGAUUACCCUCUGGCUGAGACGAUGAUGAUGCUCGGCUUCUUCCUCACGGUGUUCGUGGAACAGACCGUCCUCACCUUCAGGAAGGACAAACCGUCCUUCAUUGACCUGGAGACCUUCAAUGCCGGCGGCUCUGAGGCCGGCAGCGACUCAGAGUACGACACGCCCUUCAUCUCCUCAUCACGGGGCACGGCAGCUGGCGGCGGUGGCGGACACUCACACGCACACUUCAGUCCGGUAGAGCUGGCAGGGGCGGGGCCUCUGCGGCUGGCCAGCCUGGUCCUGGCUCUGUCGGCUCACUCGGUGUUCGAGGGCCUGGCACUCGGUCUGCAGGAGGACGGAGCCAAACUGGGAAACCUCUUCCUGGGCGUGGCCGUGCACGAGACGCUGGCCGCUGUCGCCCUUGGCGUCAGCGUGGCCAAGGCGUCGCUGGGUUUAAGAGAAGCCGCCAAGCUGGGCGUCACCGUCAGCCUGAUGAUCCCACUGGGGAUGGUGGUGGGCAUGGGCAUCGAGUCGACUCAGACGCUGGCAGGGAGCAUCGUCUCAGUGGUGCUGCAGGGAUUCGCCGCCGGCACCUUCCUCUUCGUCACAUUCUUUGAGAUUCUGUCCCGAGAGCUGGAGGACAAACAGGACCGUCUCCUCAAAGUCCUCUUCCUCAUCCUUGGGUACGCAGCGCUCGCCACGCUAGUCUUCAUCAAGUGGUGACGGACAGGAAGUGACUCAUGCACACAGCAAUACCAAAGCAAAACUCUUAAAGGAACAGUGCAUUCUGGGAAAUGUGUUCCUUCACCUUUGACCUGGACUCUCGCUGAACUUUAUUAACAUCGCUGAAUAUAAAGGUUUCCACUGAGCUGUUCCUAAUAUUCUGAUCAUCACAUACUUAGUAAAACAUAGACGUGGUAGGUGUACCUAAUAAAGUUUUUUUAAAGGUUGUAUUAAAGUUAUAGUUUAAAUGAUCCUGUUCAUGUUUUAAAUCUGGAAACAAAUUCAUUCAUUCAUGUUUUCUGUGUUUGUCAUUGUGUGUUGUGUUGAAGAUUAAAGGGGCAGUUAGUGUAAUAAAAAGAACACACAAAGUCACUUUAA
Molecule: messenger RNA, 1681 nt
Organism: Solea senegalensis (Senegalese sole)
Lineage: Eukaryota; Metazoa; Chordata; Actinopteri; Pleuronectiformes; Soleidae
Product: zinc transporter ZIP3-like
Exons: 3
Coding region: 359-1303 (314 amino acids)
Biological process (GO): zinc ion transmembrane transport
Cellular component (GO): plasma membrane
Molecular function (GO): zinc ion transmembrane transporter activity
Source: RefSeq, a predicted model, not a curated record